AAGCUGCGGUCCAAGAGCCAAGCCUUGCCUCGCCUCCUCAGUUCGCUGCGCCACCGCUGGCGAAGCCACCAUCUGUCGGAGCGAGUGGCUGAACUCUACUGUCUGGGAAAAGAGAGACUCUGCGCUCCGCGGAAAGCUUUGCCGUUCCCCCGCAGGAAAACGGACAAAACUGGAGUAAAAUGUCAGAAGUUCGGAAAUUUACCAAAAGGUUGAGUAAACCCGGAACGGCGGCAGAGUUAAGGCAGAGCGUCUCGGAAGCCGUGCGGACCUCAGUUGUUGUGGAGAAGCCAAAGAUUAUUGAGCCCCUGGAUUACGAGAAUGUUGUCUUCCAAAGGAAAGCGCAGAUCCAUAGUGAUCCACACAGAGACCUUCUGCUGUGCCCGGUUGAUGAUGUCUCGGAGUCAUCAAUUCCUCGACAGAGAAGAACUGUACAUUCCUCUGUGCCUCAGAAUGCUGAGAAAGAAGCCAGGGACUUGUUUGCCAAAGAGUGUAUAAAGGUGUACAACAUGGAUUGGCAUGUUAUCAACUACAAAUACGAGGCUUAUUCAGGAGAUUUCAGGAUGCUUCCCUGCAAAGGCUUCAAGACAGAAAAACUACCAACCCACGUCUUUGAAAUUGAUGAAGAUACAAAAGAUGAGGACUCCUCUUCGCUAUGUUCUCAGAAAAGAGAGAUCGUGAAGCAGGGAUGGCUCUCCAAAGCGAACAUGAACAGUAGCCUCUCUGUUUCCAUGAGGGCGUUCAAGAGAAGAUACUUCUACUUGACCCAGCUCCCGGAUGGCUCGUACACUCUGAGUUCGUACAAGGAUGAGAAAAACUGCAAGGAUACCAAAGGAUCUAUUUACCUUGAUUCUUGUGUUGAUGUCGUUCAGUGCCCUAAAAUGCGGCGGAAUGGAUUUGAGUUGAAGAUGCAGGAUGGCUGCAACCACUACCUGGCUGCAGAGAGCGAGCAGGAAAUGGAGGAGUGGGUCAGCACACUGAAGAAUGUCCUUCAGAGCAGUGCAGAGCCUCUGCUUCAGGACAAGAGGAAUGGAGACACAAUCGACUGCUCUCUGGAUGACGAAGUCAGCAGCCAGGGGAAAUCGGAAAGCUUGAUGGAGAGCCUGGGCCGGAGCAUGCACCCCGAGCUGAUGAAGUACGCCAGAGAAACAGAUCAACUUAAUAAAAUUAACAGGAACGAUGGCCGACACAAGCUGUUCGCACUGGAUCCUGAAACACAGAGACUGGACUUCUCAGGAAUCGAACCGGAUGUGAAGCCCUUUGAGGAGAAGUUUGGCCGACGGAUUUUGGUCAAUUGCCAUGAUUUAACAUUCGCCCUGCAAGGCUGUGUGAAUGAAAAAAAUGAUGCGGUGCCAACAAACGUGGAACCCUUCUUUAUCAGUCUCGCGCUGUUUGAUGUCGCAAAAAAUUGCAAAAUAUCAGCAGACUUUCAUGUGGAUCUGAACCCUCCCUGCGUGCGAGAGAUGCUGUCUGAGACCCUGGACCAGGCUGGCAGAGAACAGGAACCAGGAGGCAUUUCAGCCACCCUGCCUGUCCUUCAGAGAGUGACCGAGUCGCUGCUCCAGUUCCCCAGACAGGGGAUUUUCUCCGUCACAAACCCCCAUGCCGACAUUUUCCUGGUGGCAAGAAUAGAGAAGGUGCUGCAGAAUGGGAUCACUCAUUGUGCUGAGCCAUACAUCAAGACGUCCGAUGUGAACAAGACUGCUCAGAAAGUACUGAAGGCUGCCAAGCAGACGUGUGCAAGGCUUGGGCAGUACAGAAUGCCUUUCGCAUGGGCUGCCAAACAGGUGUUUAAAGAUGCCCAGGGCAGCCUGGACAUGGAUGGGAAGUUCUCUCCUCUGUACCGACAGGACAGCAGCAAGCUUUCAAAUGAGGAUCUCAUUAAAUUUCUCCUGGAUAUCAAGAAGCCUGAGAAGACAAAGCUCCAGAUUAUUCCUGGCCAGUUAAACAUCAACAUUGAAUGUGUACCCCCUGAUUUUCCAAACUCUGUGACAACGUCCUACAUCCCUCUCAAGCCCUUUGAGCCAGAGUGUGAGACAGUCUCUGUGGAAAUUGAAGAAUUUGUUCCCGAAGAAGCAAAAUACAAUUAUCCGUACACAAUUUACAAAAACCAUCUCUACAUUUACCCCCUGCAACUGAAAUACGACAAUCAAAAAACAUUUGCUAAGGCAAGGAACAUAGCCGUGUGUGUGGAGUUCAGAGACUCAGAUGAAGAGGCAGCUGGGGCUUUGAAGUGUAUCUACGACAAACCUGGUGGCCCUCUGUUUACAACCAGUGCCUUUGCAGCUGUGUUGCAUCAUAACCAGAACCCAGAGUUCUACGAUGAGAUUAAAAUUGAGCUGCCCAUCCACCUCCAUGAGAAGCACCACGUGCUCUUCACCUUCUACCAUAUCAGCUGUGAAUACAACUCUAAGACCUCUACCAAGAAGCGGGAUGGGGUUGAGUCACUGGUGGGUUACGCCUGGUGUCCACUCCUGAGAGAUGGCAGAGCCGGCUCAGUAGAGCAGCAGUUGCCUGUCUCUGCUAACCUGCCUGCAGGCUACCUGUGUGACAAGAGUGGAGAUUCAAGAAAGACAUCACCGGACAUUAGAUGGGUUGAUAAUGCCAAACCACUGUUUAAAGUAAGAACCAAUGUGGUUUCCACCAUCUAUACUCAGGACACUCACUUGCAUAAGUUUUUCCAGCACUGCCAGAUGCUCCAGUCAGGGCCACAGGAGAGCCCAGCUGAACUUGUGAAGUAUUUAAAGUGCCUUCAUGCCAUGGAGACUCAGGUCAUCAUCAAGUUCCUCCCCACAGUUCUCAUCCAGCUGUUCCAGGUCCUCACCAUGGUGACAAAGGACCACCAGGAAAUAGCUGUUAAUUCUACCAGGGUCAUCAUUCACAUUGUUUCAAAAUGCCAUGAGGAAGGCUUGGACCAUUACUUACGCUCUUUUCUCAAGUAUGUCUUUGUGACGAAAAAGCCAUCAUCUUCAAAUCCGAUGACAACACAUGAAGUCCUGGCCACAGCAGUGACAGCCAUUCUCAAGCAGUCUGCUGACUUCCUCACCAUUAACAAGCUGCUGAAGUAUUCCUGGUUUUUCUUUGAGACCAUGACAAAGUCAAUGGCACAGUAUUUACUGGAAGGAAAUAAAAUCAAGAUGCCUAGAGCACAGAGAUUCCCAGACACCUAUCAUCAAGCCCUGCAGUCCUUGCUCCUGGCGAUAAUGCCACACAUCACCAUUCGCUACGCGGAGAUUCCCGAGGAGGCCCGGAACGUCACUCUGGGCUUGGCCAACUUUAUCAAGCGGUGUUUUACGCUCAUGGACAGAGGAUUCGCGUUCAGCCUUGUAAAUGACUACAUUUGUGGUUUUAGCCUUAAAGACCCCAAGGUUCUUACAGAGUUCAAGUUUGAUUUCCUAAUGACCGUUUGCUAUCAUGAGCACUAUAUUCCUCUCAAUCUGCCUAUGACUUUCGGAAAAACCAAACUUCAGAGAGUGCAAGACCUAAAUCUGGAGUACAGCUUAACAGAAGAAUACUGUAAGAACCAUUUUCUUGUUGGGCUGCUGAUGAGGGAGCUGGCCUUGGCCCUGCAGGACUGCUCUGAUAUACGGCACCUUGCUGUGUCUGUGCUGAAAAACCUCAUGAUAAAACACACGUUUGACGACAGAUACACAGCAUACAAGAACCAACAGGCAAGAAUAUCUCUUCUGUACUUGCCCCUGUUCGAGCUGCUGUAUCAAAACAUCGACUACCUCUCAAUGAGGGACUCUUCAGGGCUGUAUAGUGGCCUGCAUGUUAGUGCUUCCAGGGAUGAUUUGUAUGCCUCUCCACCCAGUCAACACAAUAGGUCCAGCGCCAUCAUAGACAAAGAUCUAAGCUACACUGCUCAAAAUGGUCACACAGUAAAGCGUGAGGACUCCCGGGGUUCCCUCUUCAUCGAGCCUGGCACACCUGACACUACCGAUGGGAUCCACAGACGCAGCUCAACAAUGAGUGCCAUGCCACCAUUACACAGGCUGGGUCACUAUGAGGUCAGAAGUCUUCUGAUAAUAUGCCUCGUGCAGUUCCGAUACAUUGGAAGAAGGAACAUUAGCAGGAGCCAGGAGGCCUGGGUUUCUAAGCACUUUGCCCCAGAAAGGAAGUCCCAGACCAUGCCUGCCAUGCGUAGCAGACCGGGGCUGAUACAGACCAGGUUGCAGCAGCUCAGCACAAUGGACAUCUCCUUCACUUUGAACCCUGGUGUUGGAACAUCUGACGCAGAUCCCAGCCAUCAGUCUUUGCUGGAAGGCAACAUUGCCACAGAGGUGUGCCUCACAGUGUUGGAUGUCAUCUCCCUGUUCACUCAGAGCUUUAAGACCCAGCUCCUAGACAGCGAUGGCCACAACCCACUAAUGAAGAAAGUAUUCGAUAUCUACUUGGCUUUUCUCAAGACGGGUCAGUCUGAGGCUGCCCUCAAACACGUCUUUGCUUCUCUCAGAGCCUUUAUCAACAAGUUUCCCUCUGCAGUGUUCAAGGGAAGGGUGAACCUGUGUGCGGCCUUCUGCUAUGAGGUGCUCAAGUGCUGUACAUCGAAGCUCAGCUCCACUCGGAGUGAGGCUUCCUCUUUGCUGUAUUUCCUCAUGAGGAACAACUUUGAGUACACCAAAAGGAAAACCUUCCUUCGGACACACUUGCAGAUCAUCAUUGCUGUCAGCCAACUCAUUGCAGAUGUGGCUCUCACAGGGGGAUCUCACUUUCAGGAGUCCCUCUCCAUCAUCAACAACUUUGCCAACAGUGACAAGGCCAUGAAGAUGACUGUGUUCCCUUCCGAAGUGAAGGACCUGACAAAGAAAAUCCGCACUGUGCUGAUGGCCACAGCUCAGAUGAAGGAGCAUGAGAAGGACCCAGAGAUGCUGGUCGACCUGCAGUAUAGCCUGGCCAAGUCCUAUGCCAGCACCCCUGAGCUCAGGAAAACCUGGCUGGAGAGCAUGGCCAAAGUGCAUGUGAAGAAUGGAGACUUCUCUGAGGCAGCAAUGUGUUAUGUCCAUGUGGCAGCACUAGUGGCGGAGUACUUGCACCGCAAAAAAACCUUUCCAAGUGGACUCUCUGCAUUUAAAAAGAUUACCUUGAAUAUUGAUGAAGAAUCUGCCAUGAAGGAAGAUGUUGGAAUGCAAGAUGUCUAUUACUCUGAGGAGAUCCUGGUGGAGCUGCUGGAGCUCUGUGUGGAUGGUCUGUGGAAAGCAGAGAGAUACGAGUUAAUAGCCGAAGUCUCCAAGUUCAUCAUUCCAGUUUAUGAGAAGCGGCAUGAGUUUGAGAAACUCAGUCACCUGUACAACACACUGCAUCGUGCCUAUACCAAAGUUAUAGAGGUGAUGCACUCAGGAAGAAGACUGCUGGGAACAUUUUUCAGAGUUGCUUUCUAUGGACAGUGUUUCUUUGAAGAGGAGGAUGGUAAGGGGUACAUCUACAAAGAGCCCAAGUUGACAGGGCUCUCCGAGAUCUCGCAGAGACUCCUGACUCUUUAUGGUGACAAGUUUGGUAGUGAAAAUGUGAAGAUUAUACAAGACUCCAAUAAGGUGAACCCUAAACAGUUAGACCCAAAGUAUGCAUACAUCCAAGUAACCUUUGUCAAGCCUUACUUUGAUGAGAAGGAGCUGUCAGAGAAAAAAACAGGCUUUGAAAAAAACCACAACAUUAACCGGUUUGUGUUUGAGACUCCGUAUACCCUGUCGGGGAAGAAGCAUGGGGGUGUUGAAGAGCAGUGCAAGAGGAGAACCAUCCUGACAACCACAAAUACAUUCCCAUAUGUGAAAAAGAGGAUUGCUGUCAUGUAUGAGCAUCAGAUGGACUUGAAACCCAUCGAGGUGGCCAUUGACGAGAUGCAGGACAGAACAGCUGAGCUGCAGAAGCUGUGCUCUACUUCAGAGGUGGACAUGAUUCAGCUGCAGCUGAAGCUGCAGGGCUGUGUCUCAGUGCAGGUAAAUGCAGGACCCAUGGCUUAUGCAAGAGCAUUUCUUGAUGCUGAUAAAUCCAGCAAGUAUGGAGGCAAGAAAGUAAAGGAGCUGAAAGAAAUAUUCCGGAAAUUUGUACAGGCUUGCAGCAUUGCUCUGGACUUCAAUGAGCGCUUGAUUAAGGAGGACCAGUUUGAGUACCAUGAAGGACUGAAAUCCAACUUCAAAGACUUGGUCAAAGAACUCUCUGACAUCAUCAAUGAACAGAUUUUCCAGGAGGACAUGAUGCACUCUUUGCUUCAGAACUCCAUGCAUGUUUUCCGAGCGAUCAGUGGCACGUCGUCCGACCUAGGAUAUGGAUCACCAUGCCACUCCUUUCCACCGACCAUGUAAAUCCUUCCUUUGGGAACAGUGAGAGCCUGGGAAAAGAAAUGCAUUAUUUAUAUAUAAACUUUCAUUCAGUGUGUAUAUAAAUGAGACCCAGAACUUUUUCUACUGUAUGCAACUGCCCUUUCCUUACAAACACAAGAAGAUAGGACAGGAUUAGAUAGGAUGUUUGAUCAAGGUAAAAAACAGAUAGAAUCCCAAUUAAAAUGAAUCAUUUUUUGACUUCUGUCCUAAAGCCAGUUUUCUCAGUGGAGGUCAGUUCUCAGUAUUACAUUUUUUAUCUUACUGGCUCAUCUUACUGGAUGUAAAAAAAAUGCCAUAGUUCACAGAUGUUCUUUUUGCAGAUAAAGAUUGGAAGCCUGUAAUAAAAGUUUGCCAACAAAAUCAUCCUGAGUUUUUGAGAGCAGAUCGGAAAUGUCUCAAGAGUUCAGUGUAAAGCAACAAAGUCUUAACUGUACUGUAGAUGCACCACAUAUCAGUCCAAGGAAAAUUAAAUUAAGGACCUGUUAACUUCAGUAUAUGAAAGGUACAACUGAUACAUCUUGCCAACUUACCUAUAACUGUUAAGGUGCCCUUCAAAUCUUUUUUAUAAUAAAUAAAUUAUUGGAUUAAUUAUUGCAGUUCAUUAAAAAGCAUCACUAUAUAUACUGUAUAUCUCUAUAUGAUGAAGAUUUGUUAUGACUUUUAUGGAGAUUCUGACUCAAUAAAAAUGAAUAAGAUGAGUUUUUGUUGAUAGAAUCACGUGUAAAAAAAACUGGCACCUCUUGUCCUUUCUUACAAAAACACAUAUGACCUGUCAAACCAGAUUUUAACUUUUACUUGACACUCUUUCCCACUUUUGGGUUUAGAUAGUAAGAAGAUAAUUCUAUACAGGUCAACUUCACUAUUAGAGAGGAUACAUUGCCUACGUCACUGUGUCUUAUUUAAAGUGCAUAAGGUUGUAUUAAUAGCAUUCCUCACCACUAUAGUUUGUAAUACAAAACUCUUCAAUAUUUGUCAGCAAUAGCUACCUUUUGGCAUACAGUAUAUUUGACCAAAGUGCUUCAUCUGUUUAAAUUACUGUUUAAUUAGAUUUUACAGUAAAUCAAUCUUGUACUCAAGAGCUGGGUUUGUGAGCAGAAAUGACCAUCUGUUUUGUUUUUAGAUCAAUAACUGGGAGAAAAUAAACAGAGUAAACAAAUCUUUCAUCGUGGUCUUAAAGCAGAGAAAAAUAUAAAUUUUCAUUUUAAAUGUUUAUUCCAAUAUGCAAAAGAGAGGAUAAAAUGCACAAAGAAUGCAUUAAUUUACAUUGCAAUAUAAAGUGCACAUGAAUCCGUUUUGUUGGUUUAUCAACAUGGGGGCGAAAGAAAAAAUGAAUGUACUUCAAAUUGGUUUUAAAAUUAAAUGGUUUUAUUACAAUUUACUAUUCAUCUGAUGAGUCACUUUGAAAUUUAACCAUGUCAUACCUAAAUGAAUCUGUCUUCUGGAUCCUUAAAAACACAUUGACUAAUUUUAUUGGUAAUACAUAUAGGCACUAAUUUUCUAACCCUGGACAGCUUAUUGUUAAUUUAGAUUUGCAGUUUUAGGACUAUUGCCAGUCAGGGUGUAGUUUCAUUGUUAGUGUCUUAGAGAACUGGGUGAAGUAUUAACAGCUGUGCAUUGAAAAGAAAAAAAGUUUCUGCAGCGGAGUGGAAAUUGCCUCACUCUUGAGCCCGUUAACCACAUCCUUCAGCAUUGUGGGGAAGGGCAUCGGCUAUAAGUCUUGGUUUCUCUGCUGUGCCAGAUGUGUUUGUAACCAGUUUUAAAGAAGAGUGACCUUUGCGCUGAUUACUGGAAUAUUCAGGGACAUGUUCCUCAAACAAAACCACAACAAAAAUGGUCUUUAAAUCAAAUAUAUCUAAUGCUCUUUCUACUUAUGUUAAUGCUUACAGGCACAAAUUCUUUUCUUAAUAGUUAUAGGCUUCAUUCAAUGAUAGAAAAACAGGCAGGCAGUACCACAUUCAAAUAUAGCCGGAGCACAGAAGAAUUUAGGGAUAGCCUCACAGUUCAGUAAAUUUCAGGAGAUGUAAACUGUCAUGUAUUGUUGACAGCAGAACCCAUUUAAGAACUGCCCACAUACCUAUACCAUACAAAUGUACAGUACAUAGAUAAGUACACAGAGGGUGCUGUUUAGAACAUGGCAAUGAUGGGCAGCUCCAAGACAGAGGUGUCCAGAUCUGCAGAGUACCUGCUCUUACUCUUCCUGUAGAUCCCCAUCUCUGAAACCCAUUAUUUCAGUGGGUUACCUGCGUAUGCUUGGACAGUGCCUCACCCUGUCAACCCUGUGUCAGAGUAAAGUUUCUCACUGGCAUUAGAGAUUCACCAAAAACAUUUGCCAAUAAUGACUCUGCCAGUCCAUCUGAUUAGACUGUUUCAAAAAAAAAUUCAACCCUUUUUAAAUAAAUACUAUAGUUACUAACGUGAGACUUGGAUAUUAAAAAUUCAGAUAAGCUUACCAUAUGCUAACAGCUGUCCAAACAGAGCUCAAGGUAGUUACUAUACUUGCCUGUUUAAAUUUCAAAUCUUUCAGCCUGUGAACUCCAUAAAUUGUCCAGGAUCCAGUCACAAAAUCCAAUCUCAGUACUAAAGGAAAGGUCUGUCUUUGCCAAAUCACUUCUGCAUUGUGAUACGUUUUCCAGUAUCCUACUUUCAUUAUAUUUGUCAUAAGCCACCUAUAUAAAUAAGAUUGGGUACAUUUUAUAAAAACAUUCAUCACAAAAUCAUUUCCUGAAAGAGCAACAAAAAAGGGCUGUUUAACUUUAAGAGUUUAAUAGAUGUAGGUAUUGCACAAAAAUAAGGUACUGAUGAACAGAUCUAAUUCAAAUAUGUUACCUAGUUACUAAUAAAAAAAAGGCAAGAAGUAAUUAAUUGUCAUUGCUGUUUCCACUAAAGAAAAAAUAACAGUUGAUAAAAUGUUAGGCUCUCCACCAAAAAAACACAUACUUCCCUAAUAUUUCAGAUACAGUACUGUAUACUGUAUUAAGCAAUUAACUGGGGCUCAAAUAAGAAAAUUCUGUUUUAGUGCUUUUUAUUUUUUAGACAAAGUGAUUGGCCAAAGGUACCUCAUUGAUCCACUUUUCCACACCCAUUUUCAGUAGACGCAGUUUGUAGAUGCUCAGCACAAAAGAUGACUUCCUAAUUAAAAUUAAAAAUAGCUCUGUAAAAAUAUGCAUUUAAUAAGACAUCAAACGGUUCAGAUCAGUCCUUGGUUUGUGGUGGAAAGGGGUUCUUAUUAUUAUAUACUGUUUGACUAUGCCUUAAAACAAAUUUCCCCAAAGGGAAUAAUAAAGCUUAAACCUUGAACUGAAAUUGUUUUGUAGAGAGAGAAAAACACUGCUUGUUAGAUACACACAGCCAAGGCAUAGGUCAACACCACAGAAUGUUACCACUUUGUAAUUGACUAGAGCUCUGUACUCUUAACACAGCAACACACGUCACUACAAGCAAACAUACCUAACAUGGAGACAACCCAGGCUGCACAAAGUCAGAGCUGGAACUCAGCCCUGGGGUACUCUUAAAACAGCAACAAUAGAGAGAAAAAAAAGUGUUCAACUUUGUGUUAACACUUAUGUAUUCAUACUCUAAAAAGACACAAAAGAUUUUGUGAAGAGUAAUAAUAAAUUUCUACUCUGUGUUUCAGAUGCUUUGUUAUUAUUGGAAUAUUUCUGCUAAAAAUAAAGCUUAGGAAAGAUAAAGACACCAUUUCGCUGGGCUGGGGCUACUGAGACUUACACUAAAACCAGUGUUUGUUUGCUUUAUUUCUGUCCAAAUAGGGGUAGUGACUGAAUCUGUAUAAAAUAAAAUAAAUCAGGGUUUUACUGACAUCAUUGUAUAAUACCAUAGUCUUUUCCGAUUAUGGAUUUAAUUCUAAGUUCUUGAACACAACCCUUGAUCAAAAAAAAAGUGAAUUUUUCAUUACUUAAACUGCAGAGGUUUCAAUAUACCUAUAAAAUGUUAUGGUUUAAAUCACCUAGAAAACUGAAUGAGGCUUGAAUGGAUUGUUUAGAGAUUUUUGUGUUUUAAAAAAAUGAACCUACUGUGGAAAAUCAGUAAGCUUUUGUUGACAGGAACAAAUCGCAAAAUUCACAAAACUUACCUGCAUGUGUCAGAUGAAGUUACUUGGUAAAAGGGAUAUACGUCUCCAGUGCUUUCACUUAACCUACAGGGAAGCAGUUAUCAGCAAGGGCACUGAUGACAUUUUGAGGGCAUCUGAAUCAAACAUCUUCCUCUUUUUGCAUCCCAUGUCUUGUUUCAAAGAGCAUGCUGUCCCAUGUUCUGCACAUGUUUCGCAAGAUGGCAGGAUCUUUUUUUGUUUCUGUUUGGUGUUAGCCUUCAUUUGCUUGAUUAGAAACAUUUAAUGGCUGGAAAAAGGGUUCAUAGCAAGUAGCUUUUUAGUCUGUCAUAAUGUUUAAAUCACCAGCCUAAAACGGCUGUUAAAACACGUGAAUUAUAUCCAGAUAAGACAGUAAUUCAUUUGAGAUCAUUUGAGAAUGGACCUAUUUGCAUUUCAAUUGAAUUGCACACAAGAGAAAAUGUGUUUUUCUUUUCAUUCUCUUACACCAAUGAAAUAUAGAAUCAAAUGAGAAAUGAUUCCCUUUGGUAGCACAGGACACAACAGAAGCUUCUGACUUCCAGGACUUCCACUGUAAUCAACAUCUGGUCUGAAUCAUUGAGAGCCCCAGGUGGAACAACAACUUAACCUGAUCUGCAAUAAAACCAUUGUACAGUCCCGGUCCUGGAAGGUCUCAGUGCCUGCACGUGUUUCAUUUCACCUCUGGUCUUACUGACCUAAUAGAGCUUUAAGCAUUGAUUUACACAUUAGAGGUCUUCAACUGUUAAUCAUUGAAAGACACCUAGGAAAUCUUCUGUUCCUCAAGGACUAAAGCCGUUCAUUUUUGGUGCAGAACAGAGAUGUCCAUUCUUCAGUCUGUUUGGGGAUUUUCAUUCCAAUUGUUUACAACAUCAGUUAGCUCAUUGUUGGUUUAAAUUGGACUAAUUUAACAACAUAAGGCUCUUCGGGUGCUGAUACUUUCAAGAGUCCAAGAAAACGUGCAGAUACACCAAGUUGGCCAGACCAGGACUGGACAUCCCCUAUUGUAGAGGGUCAUUUGUAGAACAUACAGGGUGGCAUUGAACACUGAAGACCACUGGCUUUUGUAUUAAGGAGUUCUCGUACAAAUCUGACAUGCAUCAAAAAUACAUCUACAAUUUGAUCACUGUAAGUUAGGAUGUAAGAAGUUCUGUUUUAAUUAUUGUGCUGCCUUUCCUCCCAGUCUCGUUUGCCCAGGUGGAAUGAAUGCUUGCGGUUUUCUGCUGUUAUACAGUAAUAAAAAAUUAAAUGUACUGCACUGAGGAAAGACAUAUGCAGAUUUAUAUGACAUAAUAUAAAGAUUAUGCUGUAAAGAAUUUUAAGUCGUCCUAUUUAUAAUGUAUAAUGAGUCUUUUUAGGAAUAUCUUUCUGUUGCCAUAUUUGAGUCGAACUUAAUGUGUUUAUUUUGGGUCCUAGGAAGUGUAUUUUGUUUGACAUCUAUGUCUUGUAAAUGAGUAAACGUAUAAUGUGCUUGUAGGUAAUUCAUUUUUUGAAGUCUGUUUUUUUUACAGUUUGUUAAAAAAAUAAAGUUGCAUUUUUGGAAAA
Molecule: messenger RNA, 11946 nt
Organism: Lepisosteus oculatus (spotted gar)
Lineage: Eukaryota; Metazoa; Chordata; Actinopteri; Semionotiformes; Lepisosteidae
Source: RefSeq, a predicted model, not a curated record